Messenger RNA from Alexandromys fortis (reed vole), 6138 nucleotides. RefSeq names its product ADAM metallopeptidase with thrombospondin type 1 motif 3 (gene Adamts3). The coding region runs from base 81 to 3689 and encodes 1202 amino acids. NCBI's taxonomy places the organism in Eukaryota, Metazoa, Chordata, Mammalia, Rodentia, Cricetidae. The record is from RefSeq and is a predicted model, not a curated record. Gene Ontology annotation, biological process: proteolysis; extracellular matrix organization. Gene Ontology annotation, molecular function: metalloendopeptidase activity. The transcript is spliced from 22 exons. Gene Ontology annotation, cellular component: extracellular matrix.
UUUAAAGGAAACUUAUUUUGGGGUGGUUUGCGCUGGGGUAGCUGCUUCGCCCAGUAGUUGUGAAGUGCACUCGACUCGUGAUGGUGUUCCUGUCACUUUGGUUGAUAGCAGCCUCUCUGGUAGAGGUUAGGACGUCAGCUGAUGGACAAGCUGGGACUGAAGAAAUGGUGCAAAUAGAUUUACCAAUAAAGAGAUAUAGAGAAUAUGAGCUGGUGACACCAGUUAGCACAAACCUAAAAGGACACUAUCUUUCCCAUAUUCUUUCUGCAAAUCACAAAAAGAGGUCACCCAGGGAUGUGUCAUCUAACUCAGAGCAAUUGUUCUUCAACGUCACUGCAUUUGGAAGAGAUUUCCAUCUUCGACUAAAGCCCAACACUCGCUUCCUAGCUCCUGGGGCUGUUGUGGAAUGGCAUGAGACAGCUCCGGUGCCUGGGAAUACAACUGACCCCAGAAAGGGCCGUCAACACGGAAGUGCUUCGGAAAGAAUCUGGAGAUCAGAGCCUCUGCAGACUAGCUGUGCCUAUGUUGGUGACAUCAUGGACAUUCCAGGAACCUCUGUUGCCAUUAGCAACUGUGAUGGUCUGGCUGGAAUGAUAAAAAGUGAUAAUGAAGAGUAUUUCAUUGAACCUUUGGAAAGGGGCAAGCAGAUGGAGGAAGAAAAAGGAAGAAUUCAUGUGGUCUACAAGAGAUCUGCGGUGGAGCAGCCUUCUAGAGAUGUGUCUGAAGACUUCUACUACAGGGAGUCGAAUCUGGAAGGCCUUGAUGAUCUAGGCACAGUUUACAGCAACCUUGGCCAGCAGCUGAAUGAGACAAUGAGGCGCCGCAGACACUCGGGAGAGAACGAUUACAACAUCGAGGUGCUUCUGGGAGUGGAUGACUCUGUGGUCCGUUUCCAUGGCAAAGAGCAUGUCCAAAACUACCUCCUCACCCUGAUGAACAUUGUAAAUGAAAUCUACCACGAUGAGUCCCUCGGAGUGCAUAUAAAUGUGGUCCUCGUGCGAAUGAUUAUGCUUGGUUAUGCAAAGUCUAUCAGCCUCAUAGAAAGGGGGAACCCGUCCAGGAGCCUGGAGAAUGUGUGCCGCUGGGCUUGCCAACAACAAAAACCUGAUCCCAACCAUGCUGAACACCACGAUCAUGCCAUUUUCUUAACCAGGCAAGACUUUGGGCCUGCUGGAAUGCAAGGAUACGCUCCAGUCACAGGCAUGUGCCACCCAGUGAGAAGUUGCACUCUGAAUCAUGAAGAUGGGUUUUCAUCUGCUUUUGUAGUAGCCCAUGAAACCGGCCAUGUGUUGGGAAUGGAGCAUGACGGGCAAGGCAACAGGUGUGGGGACGAGACGGCCAUGGGCAGCGUCAUGGCGCCCCUGGUGCAAGCUGCCUUCCAUCGCUACCACUGGUCCAGAUGCAGUGGCCAGGAGUUGAAGAGAUACAUCCACUCCUACGACUGUCUCCUUGAUGACCCCUUUGAACACGACUGGCCCAAACUCCCAGAACUUCCUGGAAUAAAUUAUUCCAUGGAUGAGCAAUGCCGUUUCGAUUUUGGUGUUGGUUACAAAAUGUGCACUGCGUUCCGAACCUUCGACCCAUGCAAACAGCUGUGGUGCAGCCAUCCCGACAACCCCUACUUCUGCAAGACUAAGAAGGGGCCCCCACUCGACGGAACCGAGUGUGCUGCUGGGAAGUGGUGCUAUAAAGGGCACUGCAUGUGGAAGAAUGCCAAUCAACAAAAGCAAGAUGGCAACUGGGGGUCGUGGACCAAGUUUGGCUCCUGCUCCAGGACGUGUGGAACUGGUGUACGGUUUAGAACACGCCAGUGCAAUAACCCCACGCCCAUCAAUGGCGGUCAGGAUUGCCCUGGUGUUAAUUUUGAGUACCAGCUUUGUAAUACAGAAGAAUGCCAAAAGCACUUUGAGGACUUCAGGGCCCAGCAGUGCCAGCAGCGUAACUCUCACUUUGAAUACCAGAAUACCAAACACCACUGGCUGCCGCAUGAACAUCCUGACUCCAAGAAAAGAUGCCACCUUUACUGCCAAUCCAAAGAGACUGGGGAUGUUGCUUACAUGAAGCAGCUGGUGCACGACGGAACGCGCUGUUCCUAUAAAGAUCCGUACAGCAUCUGCGUGCGUGGAGAGUGUGUGAAAGUGGGCUGCGAUAAGGAAAUUGGUUCCAACAAGGUUGAGGAUAAGUGUGGGGUCUGUGGAGGGGACAAUUCCCACUGUCGAACUGUGAAGGGAACAUUUACCAGAACACCCAGGAAACUUGGGUACCUUAAGAUGUUUGAUAUCCCCCCUGGGGCUAGACAUGUGUUAGUCCAAGAAGACGAGGCUUCUCCUCAUGUUCUUGCUAUUAAGAACCAAGCCACGGGUCACUACAUUUUAAAUGGCAAAGGGGAGGAAGCCAAGUCGCGGACCUUCAUAGACCUUGGUGUGGAGUGGGAUUACAACAUUGAAGAUGACAUUGAAACUCUCCACACGGAUGGGCCCCUACACGACCCCGUUAUUGUUCUGAUCAUACCUCAGGAGAAUGACACACGCUCUAGCCUGACAUAUAAGUACAUUAUCCAUGAAGAUUCUGUACCGACCAUCAACAGCAACAAUGUCAUCCAGGAGGAGCUGGAUACCUUUGAGUGGGCGCUGAAGAGCUGGUCUCAGUGCUCCAAACCCUGUGGUGGAGGUUUCCAGUAUACAAAGUACGGAUGCCGAAGGAAAAGCGACAAUAAAAUGGUGCAUCGCAGCUUCUGUGAGGUCAAUAAGAAGCCCAAGCCCAUCCGACGGAUGUGCAACAUUCAGGAGUGCACACACCCACUCUGGGCAGCAGAGGAAUGGGAACACUGCAGCAAAAGCUGCGGCAGCUCAGGCUACCAACUGCGCACUGUGCGCUGCCUGCAGCCACUCCACGAUGGUACCAACCGCUCUGUGCACAGCAAGUACUGCUUGGGGGAGCGUCCUGAGAACCGCCGGCCCUGUAACAGAGUCCCCUGCCCUGCCCAGUGGAAAACAGGGCCCUGGAAUGAGUGCUCAGUGACCUGUGGAGAAGGAACAGAGGUGAGACAGGUUCUCUGUAGGGCUGGAGACCACUGUGAUGGUGAAAAGCCCGAGUCCGUCAGGCCCUGCCAGCUGCCUCCAUGUAAUGAUGAGCCAUGCUUGGGCGACAAGUCCAUAUUCUGCCAAAUGGAGGUGCUAGCACGAUACUGCUCCAUACCAGGCUAUAACAAGUUGUGCUGUGAGUCAUGUAGCAAGCGCAGUGGUACCCUGCCGCCACCGUACCUUCAAGAAGCUGCUGAAAUCCACAGUGAUGCUAUCUUUGGUCCUAGUGACCUUCCAAGGUCUCUAGUGAUGCCUACACCCUUCCUCCCUUACUACUCAGGGACCCGUGCCGAGAAGAAAUCCUUGAGUAGCAUCUCUUCCCUGGCAAACCCAAAUGCUGAUGCUGCAUUCAGAGCCAGCAGCCAGCCUAGUGCUAACUUCCCCCAGAAGAAAACACAGCAGGCUGGAAGAAAGACACUGGUCUCAGUACCACCCUCCUCAUCCAUGAAAACUGGUGGCUUCCAUUCUGCCUCGUCCGUGGCUGCUGCCCCCUCCCCUGCUAUCGGUGAUUCAAUAGGUGCUUCUACCCAGACAAGAACCCCAAAGAAAGAUGGAAAGAAUAUUAGCAAGAGACAUCCAGUCAGGUCAGCCACCUCAGAGAGCUGAGAUCAAAGGGAAACCUGAGCAGCCUCCCUCCUUGCAUGGUGCAUACAGCUUGUUUAAAUAAAAGCAGGACCCUCCACACAAGGUUUACUCUCAUCCUCAGCAAAUGGAAGGACAGGAAGUGCUGGCUCACUUUUUAGUUGCUUCCAUCCAUCUCCUGUUCCAUAUCCACUUGUUUACCAGAAUCCAUUGGGGAAAACAAAAGCACCAAAGACUGUUUUCAGAAAGAAAGAGCCCAGCUGCAGUGGCACCUGCCUAGAAUCCCAGCAUUUGGGAAACUAAGGCAGAAGGACAGCUGCCAGUUCUGGACCAGCCUGGAACGCUUCUCUCAAACACAGAAAAGGGAUGGAACAUGGUUAAACGUGUUGGCUGUUUUCUAAGGAAGAAAAGAACCCGCCGCCGAUUGUGCAUAUCAGCUGAUUUUUGUUUGUUUUUAAAAAGUCACAGUAAAAAAAUCAUACAAACAGAGGCCAAUGGUUUACGCGUCAAAAAAAUUUUGGAACCAAUUCUUAGACUUGCAUUCCUAUUUAUCUAUAUUAGAAAUACUGUAUGAGCAAAUUUGCAACUGUUGUGUAAAUACUGUACAUUGCAGAAAUCAGUAUUAUUUUAAAAAAGAUGUUCUCCAACGAUGGUUUACUAUCUUACAUUUCUGGAAGUUCUAGGGUGCCUGUCAUUGAGUAUUGCCUUAUGAGACAUUCCAUGAGUUGAUUUCAAAGCAGAAUAUUAUGAAGAAAUUGGGAUCGCAGCUACUGACCAUAUCAAGAGGGCUGGCCAUGUGUUGUCUGUUGACACUGCCGGUGUACAGGUGCCUCACUACAUCUACUGCCUUCCAUCCUUACCACAAAAGGAGCAGGCCUGGCAUCUUCAUGUGUCUAUGCGCACACCGUGCAGUGGAUGAGCUUGUAUAAGACAAACCCCAGCCUUCUUGCCAUCAUAUCAAAGGGCGUCUUUGCGACAGUGCGCACCUCAGCGAUGUCCUGUUCUUGUGCUAACGGUUGUACUUGAUAAUCACAAAGGUGUUGUGUGCAUUUUCUCCCAGCUGAGAAGUGGCACCAGGCUAGAACUGACACUUGAGUACAUUAGUGCGUUGAAAGCAGGCUCAAGGAAGUUGUCUUUGUCAUGGUUGCGAUAUUUAUUUUUCUGCAUGGUUCAUAGCUAAAUGUUCACGGCCAUGGUGCAUCUGACUGCAGUGCCAUGCUGGUGGUUCUCUCAGAGACCAACAUGCUCAACAAUACCAGAAAUGCUUUCUCCCGGGAGUGGAUGUACAAUAGUUGUAUAUAGGAUACAGAUCUGAAGAUAUUUAUUUUAAGAGUUGAUUUUUUUCUUGAUAGUCUUUUUAUGUCUUUAAUAUUUACACUAAUAUCAAUGACAUUUUAGUAAACUAGAGAGACAUAAUUAGAGGUGUGUGCUGCGUUCCAUGCAGAAAGGACAAAUUUAAACCAAGCACACAACCAACUCAAAGAACUAAAAUUGAACAGAUCCUUACUUAAUUGGCAGUACUUGAUCGAACCCAGGGCCUCAGAGAUGCUGAGCAAGCACUCCAUCACUGUGCUGUAUCCCUAGCCUUUUUAUUCUCAGUCUAAAUAUUCCUAAGUUACCUGGGCAGGCCUUGAACUUGUGACCCAGCUGCUACCACCAUUCAAGAAGCCAGGACCACAGGCAUUUCUUGUGUUUGAUAUUUGCAUUUUUUUAAGGAGCUGAUGCAGAGUUGGUCAUUUGUUCCCCUUCAAGGACACAUAAAACCAUCAGGAAUUCAGCUAGCUGUUUAAUGGACUAUUGCAUUAGAAACGUGUUCCAAAGCCAGGUGCACGCACACGUCAUCCCAGCAUUUAGAAGUUGAGGCAGGAGGCUUUCUGUGAGUGUGCAGCCAGCCUGGUCUAUGUAGCAAGAUCAUGUCUCAAACAAAACCUAUUUUAAAUAUAGGCACUUCCUAAAGUGUGCUUAAAGACAAAAAGUGUUAGGAGCAUGCUUUUGAAGUCAUUUUCGAAACAGGUCUAGAGAUUCACAGACUGAAGUUGAGAUGCAUUAUCCCUUGAAAGCACAACCUGAGCGAGGCGCUUUGACUAGUAGCCAUUAUAUAAAUGAACAGUCUAAGCUAUGACUCGAUACCUCGAAAGAAUUGCUGCUACUCCGUGCAAGAAUUUUUAAUUGUCAAGUUAGGUGACUUCCUGAGCGUUAACAAUCCUUGAGCCUUACAAAAGAUCUCUCUUUCUUGAAAACUUCACUAGGACAAAAUUCUCUUUAGUUUACUUGGGUGUACACACAUCCGGUCCACAGGGAAUCCGAAGACGGUCACACACAUACACCUCCCAUAAGAUGUACAUAUUCCUUCCACUUUUUAACCUAUAUGCUUUCUUUUCUACUAAGCUGAAAGUUCCUUUUUAUCAAGGUGUACACUACUGAUGCUGUUUGUUGUAUUGGGAACACAUAGCAAUAAAAACGUGAACGAGGA